AACAUUGCGGAAUAGGCUACUGAACGCACCUCUAACAGGAAGCCAUAACGCUAGCUAAUCACAAAUCUGUAGUAACUUGUUUUUGAAAAGUACUUCAAAAUGUGUAAUUAAGUAUUUUUUUUACAUUAGUUUGAUAAUAAGCGAAACAUAUAAGAUGGGAUAUGUGUGAAGGAAGGUUGCUAUGGCUGUAAGGAAAUGAGAGACUUAAUUGGUCAAGCCCUGUAGUCAUGAACCCAAGUUCUUCCUGUGAGGGCCAGAGCCCUGAGGACCACCCGCCAGACGAUUGGUUCCACCUCUCCACCAUGUCUCUGGGAACGAUGGGCUCUGAUGGAAGCUGGGACGACUCUGAAAGACCUGAGCGUGGCAGACUCAAGUCCAAAUUAGUGUCCGCGUGGAACACAGUCAAAUAUGGCUGGUCGUUUAAGUCAAAGGCUCGUUUCAGCAAGACCUCUCCUCUAACCAUGCUUGGACAGUCCUACCGGCUCAGUCAUGGAGUGGAGAGGGAGCGCUUCCGCCAGGCCUUUGCCACUCUGCUGUGGCUCACAUACAGACGGGGCUUCCCACAGCUGGGUGGUUCCUCAUUGACCACAGAUUGUGGCUGGGGCUGCAUGUUGCGCAGUGGACAGAUGCUUCUGGCCCAGGGGCUGCUGCUUCACCUCUUGCCCCAAGGCUGGACCUUGCUGUCUGCCCCCCGUGUUGCCAGAGAUGACAUGGAUGUGCAGCAGUCUCCGUCCUCGGGUCCGCCGCUUACUAAGAAGGGAAGGAGGAAGAGCACGGGCUCGCUAUUGGAUAACCGGACUGAGGUCACUCACAGACUUGUGGUUUCCUGGUUCGGGGACUGUCCCGCUGCCCCUUUCGGGCUCCAUCAGCUGGUGGACAAGGGCAAGAGCUCUGGGAAGAAAGCGGGGGACUGGUACGGUCCCUCCAUCGUGGCACACAUUCUCCGCAAGGCGGUCGCAGCAGCGUCGGUGGUCCCCAAUCUAGUCGUUCAUGUAGCACAGGACUGCACCGUGUACAUCGAUGAUGUGGUGAGGCUCUGUGAGCGGCCUCCGCCUGACGACCCUACUGGAAGUCCAGGCUGGAAGUCUGUCAUCAUUCUGGUCCCUGUUCGCCUGGGAGGAGACAUCCUCAACCCAACCUACAUCAGAUGUGUCAAAAACCUCCUGGCUUUAGAACACUGCAUUGGAAUCAUUGGCGGAAAACCCAAACACUCUCUGUUCUUUGUUGGAUAUCAAGACGAGCAGCUGUUGUACUUGGACCCCCACUACAGCCAGUCAACAGUGGAUGUUACACAGGACCACUUCCCCUUAGAGUCUUUCCACUGCAAGUAUCCCAGGAAGAUGGCCUUCAGUCGCAUGGACCCCAGCUGCACUAUAGGCUUCUAUGCCAAGAGCCGGAAGGAUUUUGAGUCGCUUUGCUCAGCUCUUAACACGGCUCUCUCAUCGUCAACAGAGAAGUACCCCAUCUUCACCAUUGCAGGAUGUCAGGGACAGGAUGGGGUGCGUGAGGGUGAAAUCAGUGUACCCCCAUACUCAGUCACCCACAUUCUCGCCAAGAACCAGCAGACGCUGAGAAGGACAAACACUAAUAACAGCAUGGAGGAGUUUGUGUUACUGUGAACAGACUGAAUGUGCCCUAAACGGCCCAGCAGGAACCGUCGUUCAUAACACCAAUGCUUACAUACCGUUACUGAACUGGGUCACCACCGUUGCCAUUACUGACAGGGAGGGACAGGCUCCAGCAUUACUGUAGUCUCCCUCCCCAACUUAAUUUAACCAUAACCAGGCCUGGUGAGGUGCUGUUGAAUAAAACAGGCCAAGGAUGGAACUGUUAUGUAUUUAUUUAGAUGAAUAUUGUUUUAAGGUUACAUGGUUUAAUGAAUGUGACAGAAUAUGUUUUAAUAUGGUUGUCCUGCUUUCAACUAAGUUGCGUACAUGAAGGAAUCUACUGCAUGUAGUCCUGCAUGUUUUGGUUAUUGGCAAUGUCAGACUUGUGUAUUGAACUUUACAUUACCUCUACAGUCAGCUAAAAGACACGUUUCUACACCAAAACCUUUUACUAAAGUACUUGGUCAAGCGUUAGACUCUGAACUCUGUGCUUCAAUUUGAUGUCAUGUGUCAGCAUGUCUGCUCUGUUAUGGAUUUCUUUGACUUAGUUGUGCACAUUAGAAGCACUGAAUGGAAUGAGUCUUCCUUAGAGAUGUGUGUAUUGGUUUUAUGUGGUUGAGGGGGCGGAUUAUAAAAUGACUAUUAAAAUA
Esox lucius (northern pike) is the source of this 2257-nucleotide messenger RNA. RefSeq names its product cysteine protease ATG4D. Bases 228 to 1619 code for a protein of 463 amino acids. Gene Ontology annotation, molecular function: protein-phosphatidylethanolamide deconjugating activity. The record is from RefSeq and is a predicted model, not a curated record. Lineage: Eukaryota; Metazoa; Chordata; Actinopteri; Esociformes; Esocidae. The transcript has 11 exons.